ACCCACGACGUGAGAAACCGACGGAAGGGACGGGUUCAGAUCACAACUUUUUCGCAGCAGACUGGAAUCCCACUCAGACGCAGACUUGCCAGCAACUCGGUGUGAAGCUUCUGCCUUGACGUUUAGAGCUCCUACUAGCCAACUGUGGUGGAAGUGGCCCCUCCUGGGCAGCCUCUCUAGUGCCUUGGAACAGUGAAAUUAUGAGCAGAUACUGGCGGUUGGUAGAAAAGUUUGUUGAAUGACUGAAUGAUUCAAGCAGGCCCUGGAGAGCCCUGAAAUCAGGUGGCUGGGCUUCUGAGAGUUCAUUUAAUCUGCCGCUGGUGCUGGAGUUAUGAUUGGGCUGAUGGUGGCAGAGAGUGGGAGGCUGGAGGAACCAGUGAAGGCCUCUGUAUAGUGGCAGGCUGCUGACCCGGACACCUGUGUACCAGAAGUGAGUUGGAGCUGCCUGUGCCAUGGACUAUGAGGUCAGCAAUGGCUCAGGCCUCAGGGAUGAGCAUCUCACAGGCUUGCUGGUAUAUGGCUUCCUCCAAAGCUGCUCCAACAGUGGUUUCCAGAGAGAGCUGGAAGAGCUGGGCCAUGAGCCGUUUGUGCGUACUCACCUGCUUGUGCGUACUCACCUGCAUGAGGAACUUGAUGAAGACGAGCUUCAAACUGAUGGUAGCAGGGCCAGCCGCUUCUACGCAGAGAGAAUAGAGGCAGAUUCUGGAAGUCAAGAAGAUGUCAUCCAGAAUUUUGCCAGGCGACUGGCUCAAAUAGGGGACAGUAUGGACCGCAGCAUCCCCCCAAGACUGGUGAAUAAUCUGGUGCAGCAGUUUAGGAAUCCCAGCCUGUCGGAGGAGAACAGAAGGGGGCACCUGGCUGCCGCCUUGGAGCAGGUGAUGCAGACCUGCCCUGCAGACUUGACGGAGGAGAAGGCCACGCUGCUGCUGAUCAUGCUACUGGCCAAAAAGGUGGCCGAUCACACGCCAUCUUUGCUCCCUGUUGUCUUUCGCACGACAGUGAAUUUUAUUAACCGGAACCUGCUCGCCUCUGUGAGGAACUUGGCCAGAAACAUGGACUGAACAGAGGACAGCAGAAGCGUGACUGGCUAAAGCCUGAUGUGGUGACAGCAGUGCAGCUGCCUCCAGUGGAGAUGGAGCCCCGUCCUUGUAGAGAAGACAGGCACUGAACAAUAGCUAUUUAUUUCCCACUAUUUGAAAAUAGUGAUCCAUUUAGAAAUUUCCACAUUAAUAUACUUGAAGGAAAAUGUCAACUUGCACAUACUUGAAUGGGUUUCAUACCAUCUCCUCAGUCUACACAUUGUGCCUUUAUCUCAUUUCAGCUGUUAAUUUUUAGAUAAAGCUAUUUCUUGGUCAAGAAAAUUACAUUUAAAAGCAGGUUUUAAGACAGAAGAACAAAACACAAUGUCUAUUUAUUAAAGUAUACCCUUGGGGGAUGUUCUUACAGCAGGCAGCCUCCCGUCUGAGGAGAGCAGGGGGUGGGGAAGAAGUGCACGAGCUCCUCACAAAGGGAAAAUUACAUUGAAAUCAGAACAUCUUAAUAUAAGGAAGCAACAGUUUUCCUGUUAGAAACCAAAUGGCACAGGGGCCCUGGACUAAACUGCUGUAUCGAACAGUGAGAAGCUCCAGCCUCAUUCCAGGUCAGCCGUUCUCAACCUGUGGGUCACAACCCCUUUGGACUGUAUUAAAGGUU
This is a messenger RNA of Otolemur garnettii (small-eared galago), 1692 nucleotides long. It is a transcript of the gene BID, whose product is annotated as BH3 interacting domain death agonist. The coding region runs from base 453 to 1061 and encodes 202 amino acids. Gene Ontology annotation, cellular component: cytoplasm; mitochondrion; cytosol. The record is from RefSeq and is a predicted model, not a curated record. Lineage: Eukaryota; Metazoa; Chordata; Mammalia; Primates; Galagidae. Gene Ontology annotation, biological process: positive regulation of release of cytochrome c from mitochondria; positive regulation of extrinsic apoptotic signaling pathway; positive regulation of intrinsic apoptotic signaling pathway. The transcript has 6 exons.